This is a messenger RNA of Cynara cardunculus var. scolymus (artichoke), 1284 nucleotides long. RefSeq lists its product as uncharacterized. The record is from RefSeq and is a predicted model, not a curated record. The transcript is spliced from 3 exons. Lineage: Eukaryota; Viridiplantae; Streptophyta; Magnoliopsida; Asterales; Asteraceae. The coding region runs from base 1 to 1284 and encodes 427 amino acids.
AUGUCAUUAGAGGAUGUAGUUAAGUUUAUGGCUGCUAACAUGGUGAAAUUUCAACAGGAAACUCAAGCGAGUAUUCAGGACCUUCAAGCCACCAUUGGCCAAUUAGCAAACAAAGGUAAAUUACCGUCUCAAAUGGAGAUGAAUCCGAAGGCAAAUGUGAGUGCUGUCACUUUGAGAAAUGGAAAGGAGCUUCAAGAGGUUGGAAAGAAGAAGAAAGAAAAGGUUCACGAGGAAAAAGAAGAGUUAGAGGUCAAGACAUCCAUUUCGGGAGCAAAGGAUGUCAAAGAAGAGGAGGCAAAGAAGAAGACACCUGAAGUGAUAGUUCAAGCACCGCCAUUCCUGAGCCAGUUUGAGAAGACAAAGUGGAAGAGCAAAGAGAAGGAGAUCCUUAACACAUUCCGGAAAGUUCAUGUAAACAUCCCUUUACUAGAUACAAUUAAGCAAGUUCCUAGAUAUGCUCAGUUUUUGAAAGAGUUUUGUACAAAUAAAAGGAAACUAAAGGGUAAUGAAAAGAUAAGUAUGAGUCAAAAUGUGUCUGCUGUUUUGCAAAAACAGUUACCACCAAAGUGUAAAGACCCGGGCAUGGCCCCUCAAGCCACCGGUGUCGUAAUCCAACUAGUGGAUAGGUCUAUUGUCUACCCUAAAGGGGUAUUAGAGGACAUGCUAGUUCAAGUGAAUGAAUUGGUCUUUUCGGUAGAUUUUUAUGUUAUAGAUAUGGAGAAGAAAAAUGCCUCCAAGGCUGGUAUGCUUUUGCUAGGUAGACCAUUUUUGAAAACCUCUAAGACUAAGAUAGACGUCCUUAGUGGUAGUUUGACCAUGGAAUUCGAUGGCGAGAUGAUUAAAUUUAAUAUAUAUGAUGCCAUGCGAUAUCCGAGUGAUGUUUCAUCAUUACGCUUUGUUGAUAUUAUCGAGUCUUUAUCUGAUACUAUGUUUGAUCUAUCUAAUCGGGAUGCGUUAGAAGUGAUUCUAGACAGGGAUUUAAUGAGUGGAAGUUUGAAGAAGCUUGCCCAAGAGUACAAGCUUGAUGAUGAUUUUGCAGAAUUGGUGUAUUGGAUGGAGAAAGGGCGAGCACCCGAGCUAGAGUUGAAGAUGCUACCACAUCAUCUGAAGUACGCCAACGUGGGAGAUAAAGAGACCCUUCCGAUGAUCACAUCCGCCACAUUAUCAUCAAAGGAAGAAAGAGAGCUUGUGGAUGUUUUGAAGGAGCACAAGAGGCGAUUGGAUGAACCAUCACCGACAUCAAGGGCCUUAGUCCCUCACUUUGCCAUCACAAGAUUCUAUUAG